Artibeus jamaicensis (Jamaican fruit-eating bat) is the source of this 3569-nucleotide messenger RNA. It is a transcript of the gene FTSJ3, whose product is annotated as FtsJ RNA 2'-O-methyltransferase 3. The transcript has 20 exons. Gene Ontology annotation, biological process: rRNA methylation; maturation of 5.8S rRNA from tricistronic rRNA transcript (SSU-rRNA, 5.8S rRNA, LSU-rRNA); maturation of LSU-rRNA from tricistronic rRNA transcript (SSU-rRNA, 5.8S rRNA, LSU-rRNA). Lineage: Eukaryota; Metazoa; Chordata; Mammalia; Chiroptera; Phyllostomidae. The record is from RefSeq and is a predicted model, not a curated record. Gene Ontology annotation, molecular function: rRNA (guanine) methyltransferase activity; rRNA (uridine-2'-O-ribose)-methyltransferase activity. The coding region runs from base 241 to 3198 and encodes 985 amino acids. Gene Ontology annotation, cellular component: nucleus; nucleolus; preribosome, large subunit precursor.
AGGAUGAAAGCCACUUCCAGCUUGAACUUUGGAGGUUUAAGAUUUGGAUUCUAAUUCCUUACUGCGGUUCUUCAGAGCCCUCCAUUUACCACAACCAAACUAAAGGCAGAAUGAGAAUGCCGCCUACCUCCUAAGACUUUCACAAGGAUCAAUACUCGACACGCAGCGGAGCAUGCUGUACAGAGUCAGGCGCUAAACAGACGCAGGGUGUUAUUACCACAGGCGGAGCCAGCGGGAAGAAUGAGUUUCCUGUAUCCUGCGACUCGCGGAUUUGCCCAUUCCCGUUUCCAAACCUCUCACUCGGCUUCCACCGUGUCCUCUCCCGCCGCUGUCCGGACCCACCCGAGCAGCGCUGACACAGCAGAUCUGGUCCCAAGCAGGGCCUGGUCUGGAUUGGUCCACCCACUCCCGACCUACCCGAUCGCCCUGCCCGGGCCGGCGGCCCACCUCGGAUCACGCCUUGCUUCGCAACCAGCCCCAGCCCCUGCCCCUGCCCAGCCGCCGCCGCCUCCUCCAUACCUGCUCUGGCCCGUCAACCGCCAUCUUCCUUCUGUCGCGGACAGCGCCGGCUUCCCAGUCGCCUCGGCGCGCAGGCGCAGAAGCAGGGACGUGGAGCCGGAAAACCGGGGCAAAGUAGAGUUCCGGGUCAAUGGGCGGGGUGUCCGGAGAAACAAUAACAACUGGGAGUCAGAUGAAAGCGGGGUGAGAGCUACGCAAAGUCGGGAGCUUUGGAAGUGGGUGAUAAGAUUGAGUGACAUUCCCCUGUUUCACCAUGGGCAAGAAGGGAAAAAUUGGGAAGAGCCGGCGGGACAAGUUCUAUCACUUGGCGAAGGAGACCGGCUGCAGGUGGCUGCCAAGUUUAUGCCUGUAUCCAGUCUCAUUGUGGGGGUGGACCUGGUUCCAAUCAAGCCUCUUCCCAAUGUGGUGACACUCCAAGAGGACAUCACAACAGAACGCUGUAGGCAGGCCUUGAGGAAGGAGCUGAAGACCUGGAAAGUUGAUGUUGUGCUCAAUGAUGGGGCCCCCAAUGUUGGGGCUAGCUGGGUCCAUGAUGCUUACUCACAAGCCCACUUGACACUGAUGGCUCUGCGUUUGGCUUGUGAUUUUCUGGCUCGUGGUGGCUGCUUCAUCACAAAGGUUUUCCGUUCCCGUGACUAUCAGCCCCUGCUGUGGAUCUUUCAGCAGCUGUUCCGCCAUGUCCAGGCCACCAAGCCCCAAGCUUCUCGCCAUGAAUCUGCAGAGAUCUUUGUAGUCUGCCAGGGAUUCCUGGCUCCUGACAAGGUCGACAGUAAAUUCUUUGACCCCAAAUUUGCCUUCAAGGAGGUUGAAGUUCAGGCCAAGACUGUUACUGAGUUGGUUACUAAGAAAAAGCCAAAGGCUGAAGGCUAUGCAGAGGGUGACCUCACUCUGUAUCAUCGAACCUCAGUCACAGACUUCCUCCGAGCUGCCAACCCUGUUGACUUCCUCUCCAAAGCCAGUGAAAUAGUGCUAGAUGAUGAAGAGUUGGCACAGCAUUCAGCUACCACUGAGGACAUACGGGUGUGUUGUCAGGAUAUCAAAGUGCUGGGGCGCAAGGAGCUUAGGUCCUUACUGAACUGGAGAACUAAGCUUCGGCGGUACGUGGCAAAGAAGCUGAAAGAGCAAGCAAAGGCACUGGACAUCAGCCUCAGCUCAGGAGAGGAAGAAGAAGGUGAUGAAGAGGAAUCAGUAGCUGGGAACAUGAGGCAGAUCUCUAAGGAGGAGGAAGAGGAGGAACAACUGAACCAGACCCUGGCGGAGAUGAAGGCCCAGGAGGUGGCAGAAUUAAAGAGGAAGAAAAAGAAGCUGCUGCGUGAGCAGAGAAAACAGCGGGAGCGUGUGGAGCUGAAGAUGGAUCUUCCUGGGGUUUCCAUCGCAGAUGAAGGGGAGACUGGCAUGUUCUCCCUGCGUACCAUCCGGGGUCACCAGUUGUUAGAGGAGGUAACACAAGGGGAUAUGAGUGCUGCAGACAUGUUUCUCUCUGAUCUGCCAAGAGAUGACAUCUAUGUGUCAGAUGUUGAGGAUGACGACGAGGCAUCUCUGGAUAGUGACCUGGACCCAGAGGAGCUGGCAGGAGUCAGAGGACCUCAGAGUCUAAAGGACCAAAAGCAGUUAAGCGUACAAUUUGCUGAAGCAGAUGAUGAUAAAGAGGAGGAGGAUGGAGAAGAGAAUCCACUGCUGGUGCCAUUGGAGGAAAAGUCAGUCCUGCAGGAAGAACAAGCCAGCCUGUGGUUCUCAAAGGAUGGCUUCAGUGGAAUAGAGGACGAUGCUGACGAGGCUCUGGAGAUCAGUCAGGCCCAGCUGUUGUAUGAGAGCCGUCGAAAGGGGCAGUCACAGCCACCACCACCUUCCAGUUUGAAGACUCAGAAAAAACCUUCCCGGUGCCAGGAUGAGGCCCCUAAGGAGGCAGAGGCUCCAUUGGGGACAGAGGCUCCAUCAGGGACAGAGGCUGCCACCGGCACUGGCAGAGAAGACAGUGAUGACAGUUCUGACAGUGAUAGCAGCAGUGAGGAUGAAGAGAGCUGGGAACCACGCCAUGGUAAGAAGCGAAGCCGUGGGCCUAAGUCAGAUGAUGACGGAUUCGAGAUAGUGCCUAUUCAGGACCCAGUGAAACAUCAGAUACUAGACCCUGAAGGCCUUGCUCUAGGUGCUAUUAUUGCCUCCUCCAAAAAGGCCAAGAGAGACCUCAUAGAUAACUCCUUCAACCGGUAUACAUUUAAUGAGGAUGAGGGGGAGCUUCCAGAGUGGUUUGUGCAGGAGGAAAAGCAGCACAGGAUACGGCAGUUGCCGAUUGACAAGAAACAGGUGGAGCAUUAUCGGAAACGCUGGCGGGAAAUCAAUGCACGUCCCAUCAAGAAAGUGGCUGAAGCUAAAGCCAGAAAGAAACGAAGGAUGUUGAAGAAACUGGAGCAGACCAAGAAGAAGGCAGAAGCUGUGGUGAACACGGUGGACAUCUCAGAACGAGAGAAAGUGGCACAACUUAGAAGUCUCUACAAGAAGGCUGGGCUAGGCAAGGAGAAACGCCAGGUCACCUAUGUUGUAGCCAAAAAAGGUGUGGGCCGCAAAGUGCGCCGGCCAGCUGGAGUCAGAGGUCAUUUCAAGGUAGUGGACUCAAGGAUGAAGAAAGACCAAAGAGCAUUGCAACGGAAGGAGCAGAAGAAGAAAAACAGGCGGAAGUGAGAGGGUCCCUGAAAAGGCAGUGUGUGGACAAGGAGGAGGGCUUCCGUGCCCUUCACUGGUGUCCGCCCUGCCCUUGCUUGCACUGCAGUCAUCUGAAGAGGAUUGAGGCAGAGUACCUAGAACUCUGUGAUGACCCAGAAUGGUGAGGACAUCCUCUGCCUCAAGUAAGGACUCCUGUUAAAGCACCGCUGAAAUGUCACAUAGGUGCUGUGUCAGACCCCACAAACCUGCGAGGAAGAAUGGGGGGUACUGGGUGAAAAAUACCUUUAUUAAAUCAUUAGCGGGAGUUGAAUGUUAGAGUGGCAUUCAUUCUAGUCUUCCUUCACAUCACCAUCCUCUUCCAUUAUUGUUUAAAUAAAACCAUGACUAUA